UUCGCCUUCCUCCGCCCUUGGAAGCGUUCGGGCGCCCCGCGGAGCUGGGCAGCGAGUCCCCCUCCAUCCCGGGCUCCCCGCCCGGCAGCCCCGGGGUGCCGCCCGGCGGGACAGCGCUCCGUGCCGGGCGCGGCGGGGCGCCGCAGCCCUGCCCGCGGCUGCCAUGCGUGUUUGCCGCGGCGGGGCUGCCCGCGGUCCCGCAGCGCACGGCUCCCCGCGGCGGCGCUCGGCUGCGCGGCCGGCCGGGCGGGCGGGCCGGGCAGGUGCGCGCUGCGGCUCCCGCUGCCCCCCUCGCAGGUGGCGGCGAACCGGAUGCCUUUGGCGGGCAGAAGAUGUGUCAUGGGAAGCAGGCGAGCGGCGGCGGUGCCCUCCCGGCGGCGCGGCGGCGGGCGCUGGCCGCGGCGCUGUGGCUGCAGCUGGCGCUGAACCUCGGCCCGGGGCCGGCGGCGGGCGGGUUUGAUGACCUACAAGCUUGUGCUGAUCCUGGAGCUCCUGAGCAUGGAUACAAGACACCCAGUGCAGGUGUUUUCUUUGAAAGUGUGGUGGUCCGGUUUCAUUGCCAAGAAGGAUACAGGCUUAACGGUACUUCCAAAAAACUUUGUGUGAGACACUUUAAUGGCUCCCUGAGCUGGAAACCAAGUGAUAAACCUGUGUGCCUACAAGAAGUCACAGAUUGCCUUGUUCCUCAUGUUGAAGAUGCAGAGAUUCAUAACAAGACAUACAGGACUGGCGAUAAGUUAAUAAUCAGCUGUCAUGAAGGAUUCCAGAUCCGUUACCCUGACUUAGACAACAUGGUUUCCAUAUGUCAAGACGAUGGAACAUGGGAUAACCUACCUUUAUGUCAAGGUUGCCUGAGGCCAUUGGUUCUUCCUCAUAGUUACAUUAACAUAUCUGAGUUCGAGGCCUCCUUCCCUGUAGGAACAGUGGUGUAUUACCAGUGCUUUCCUGGAUAUAAACUAGAAGGGACAGAGAUCCUUGAGUGCAUGUAUAACCUUAUCUGGUCAGAUAGCCCACCUAGGUGCCUUGAUGUGGAAGUUUGUCCACUACCUCCAAUGGUGAGUCAUGGAGACUACAUCUGCCACCCGCGGCCUUGCGAGCGUUACAACCAUGGGACGGUGGUGGAGUUUUACUGUGAUCCUGGCUACACCCUCACCAACGACUACAAGUACAUCACCUGCCAGUACGGAGAGUGGUUCCCCUCCUACCAAGUAUACUGUGUCAAAACAGAACAAACCUGGCCAAAUACACAGGAGACCCUCCUGACUACAUGGAAAAUAGUGGCGUUUACUGCUACCAGCGUUUUAUUAGUACUACUACUGGUUAUUUUAGCCAGGAUGUUCCAGACCAAAUUUAAGACACAUUUCCUUCCACGAGGCAACCAGGAGGGCUCCAUGGGUGACCCUGACUUCGUGGUGGUGGAUGGCGUUCCUGUCAUGCUGCCCUCCUACGAUGAAGCCGUAAGCAGCGGCUUGAAUGCUCUGGCACCUGGAUACUCAGCCACUACAGACCAGGGGCACAUUUUGCAGGCAGAAGAUCAGAAUCCUCCCGCUUACCCUGGCCCCAGGAUUACAGACAUGCUGCCUAGCGAAUUUGAGACCUGUGACAGUAGGUCGGGUUCCUCUGAACUGCUCCAAAGUUUGUAUCCAUCCCUGACGUGCCAAGCGGCAGCGCUUCCCGCUCCAGACCGAACUGACGUAUCCCGUAGCACUGACGGGGAGGCUGCAUCCACGAGUCCGCGGAUCGAUAUUACAGAUGAGAUUCCUUUGAUGGAAGAAGACCCUUAGCCUGCACUGAGUUGUGUCUUCGUCACAUUGCACUGUUGGGUGACAUGAAAUCAUGAGGAUUUAGAGACAGAAAAGACUAUCUGUGGAUUUGGGGAGGGUAUUUUCCUACUUAUCAAUCUUCCACGUGAUGGUGUCACCAGAUUGGGUGUAUGUCUUAAUCCACAGCAGGGAUAACAGCAUCAGCAUUUGGAACAGCAGCAGUUUUAUGAAUGAAUCCUGGGGAUUUGAUGAGAGCAGAUGUAGAAAAAGAACUGUGGCUUUUUAGAAAUGAAAUGUAUAUCUGCAUCGCAGAAAGUCAUAUGGUUCUGUAAGAAAUGCUAUUGGAUUUUGAUACUAACUGCCUCACAAAAGCAUGUCAAAAUAUGUAAAUUUGCUUAUAAAGACUGCUUUAAAUGAUGAAUGGACCUCUAGUUUAUGAAGAAUCCUUGCAAGUUUAAAAAAAUACCGGUACUGAAACACACACACACACAAAAAAAGAGGAAAGAUCCUCUUUGGGUUUCCUAUGAUAACCAGGAAGCUUUUGGUGUUGGUGGUUUUGGUUCAGACCAUGUCUGCAGAAAAUAUAACAGAAAUGAUGGGAUUCAUAUAUACUUUGAUGUAUGAUAGCAAUUAUAUAUUAAAAUAUAUAUAUAUUUAAAAACUCUUAAAGAGAAAGAAAAGGAAAGACUCCCAGGUCACACAAUGAUCUGGAGAUUUUUUUUUAAAGGUAAGGCAGAAUUUAUAUCAUAGACAAUAUUCAAGGUAAAAUAUCAAUAUUUGUAUUUAUGCAAGACUUCUGUAACUACAUUGCAUUUGAUAAAUCCUGCUAUAAAAUGAGAGAUCUAGAACACGUUAAAAAUAUGAACUAUGUGCUUAAGAAAUGUUGAACCACCCUGCUUCAACCUUUCUUAAGCUCUUAAAUGUGUGUGUAUAUAUAUAUAUAUAUAUAUAUACACACACACUGGAGUAAUCUACAGUCAUAGCCCAGAGCACUGCCUUGUCCCUGUACGUUGUGGUAGUAUUCUGAGCCAUUAUUGUAGAAUACUUAAAAAAACAUAAUAAUAAAGUUCAGUUUUGGUUCUUUUGACUUA
Molecule: messenger RNA, 2854 nt
Organism: Pseudopipra pipra
Lineage: Eukaryota; Metazoa; Chordata; Aves; Passeriformes; Pipridae
Gene: SUSD4
Product: sushi domain containing 4
Exons: 9
Coding region: 333-1784 (483 amino acids)
Biological process (GO): negative regulation of complement activation, alternative pathway; negative regulation of complement activation, classical pathway
Source: RefSeq, a predicted model, not a curated record